Messenger RNA from Cladophialophora psammophila CBS 110553, 1758 nucleotides. RefSeq lists its product as uncharacterized. The coding region runs from base 1 to 1758 and encodes 585 amino acids. Gene Ontology annotation, biological process: negative regulation of transcription by RNA polymerase II; negative regulation of phosphatase activity. Gene Ontology annotation, molecular function: phosphatase inhibitor activity; transcription corepressor activity; chromatin binding. NCBI's taxonomy places the organism in Eukaryota, Fungi, Ascomycota, Eurotiomycetes, Chaetothyriales, Herpotrichiellaceae. The transcript has a single exon. The record is from RefSeq and is a predicted model, not a curated record.
AUGGAUGACUCUGCACUUGCUCGCGUUGAGCUGCAUCGAGCCGAGCUCGAGAACAACAUUGCAAAACUCCGCAAAUCCCUGCGACACUGGCAGACACUUGAGAUCGAUUACGAGGGGCUCAAAGAAGAGUUCCUGGGUAUUCCCGAAGAUGCCUCUGCCGAUGACUGCCUUCUAGUAGCAAGAGCCUUCAAGCCAGACAUCAUCGAUGAGAAUGAGUUGCAGGAACUUCUGAGGGAUAAAAAUUCCCGGCCUCGCCGUCCUCCUCAACUGGCGGAUUUGUUGUCAAAGCGUGUAGACUACGUCACUCGAAAUGUCGAGACAAUCAGAAAUCAGCUCUCAGACGCAGAAAAGAAGAGAAAUGCUCUUCUUCUUGCAGAGGAGCCUGAUCAUCGAGAUGAGGCCGGCCUCCCUCUGGCCGAAAUCACCGAGGAGCUCGAUGACUCUGGGCAGGUGAUAUCCAGCAAAGUGGAUAAUCCAGGCGCCGACGCUCCUCAGCUAAUAGAUGUGUUAAAGAAGGCCGGUGUGCAUGAUCUGGAAGAGACGAAUGGUACAAUCACGAACACCACCCCGGCGAGCAAGGAUGUGAAUGAAAAGAUUCCUGCAUCAUUUUUGGAUGAGGAUAAGGCCGAAGAGAGGACUUAUCUCAAGGAUGUACAAGAUACUGGUACAAGCCAGAAGGCGAAGCCUUCAUCAGAUCUCUUCCCAACAAAUCCGAACGACACGGAAGCCGAGGCUGAGUUACGGCGAGAAAUGCUUGAAUACUCACGGGGCCUGGACGAAGUCGGAGCCAUUGUAGCCGAGCUUGAGUUAGAAAAAAACGCUUCAGAUCUUUCUUACGACGAAGAUGAGGUCGACCUGGACUUUGACUCUGACAUGGACCUUGAGGAGGAUUUUGAGGAGGACGAGUCGGAAGAUGAAUCUGGCAAGAGCAAACAUCCUCUCUCUUUGCCGCGAGGCUAUCAAAAGAAAAUGGAGCAAUUGCAGGAGAGACUAGGGCUAAAGAAUGUUGGGCCUCAGCCGGAAGUUGAAGCAAUGAUCGACCAACUCAAACAAGCAGAGCGGCCACCGGCAGCCGAAGCAGCACGGAAGGCAGCAAUCGCCAGACACGAGAAAUCUAAAAGGGGCAAUCUGAAGAGUGCUAUGAGUCAGCCUCCGGAAGUCGACGAAUCAAUCAAGGAGAAGCCCAGCAAGAAGAAAGUGGCGUUCUCCGCAGAAUUGGAUGUCGCCCCCGAGAGGCCUCAUGCAAGUAUAAAACCUCUGUCUACCAAAUCAUCUCUCAAAGACAGUCAAAAACCAAAGUUACGGCCGAUUAAAGAUUCAGUUAUCGAGCGAGUGACUGACCAAGAUGAGAAAGAGCUUGCUGUCCCAGCUGCUCCGGCACCAAAGGCGGCCAAACAAUCAAGGUUCAAGGCUACGCGCCAAUCUCUAACACAGACGCCCAAGUUCGCUCCUCCUAUGACAUUUCCGUCAGAAAGCAUCAAAGACGAAGACUCCUCUCCUCAGCCUCCAUCCAAAAUCAUCUCUGCGAAACUAGUUGAGCGGCCGUCCCCAAAAGUAACGAAAGCCCCCGGUCCGGAUGACUUCUCGGAGGAGGACCACCGGCGAGAGAUUGCGAUGGAAUAUCAGCAACACAGAAUGAAGCGAAUACUCUCCCAAGAGGGGGGGUUCCUGGGUAAUAGUGAAGAAGGUGAGAUCACCCCUUUGGAAGACGAGAACGGGCGGAAAGUCAGCAGAUUCAAGGCUGCGGGAAUCAAGUGA